Messenger RNA from Drosophila innubila, 799 nucleotides. It is a transcript of the gene Rpb5, whose product is annotated as DNA-directed RNA polymerases I, II, and III subunit RPABC1. The record is from RefSeq and is a predicted model, not a curated record. Gene Ontology annotation, cellular component: RNA polymerase I complex; RNA polymerase III complex; RNA polymerase II, core complex. The coding region runs from base 79 to 711 and encodes 210 amino acids. Gene Ontology annotation, biological process: DNA-templated transcription. NCBI's taxonomy places the organism in Eukaryota, Metazoa, Arthropoda, Insecta, Diptera, Drosophilidae. Gene Ontology annotation, molecular function: DNA binding; DNA-directed RNA polymerase activity. The transcript has a single exon.
GGUCACACUUGUCUGCUAUUUGCAAAAUAAAGACGCCGCGUGUUUUAGCUAAAAGUUGAAAAUAAACAAUAAUAAAUAAUGGAUGACGAGGCGGAAACGUACAAACUGUGGCGCAUUCGCAAAACGAUCAUGCAGCUGAGUCACGACCGGGGAUACCUGGUGACCCAGGAUGAGCUCGACCAGACACUGGAGCAGUUCAAGGAGAUGUUCGGAGACAAGCCGAGUGAUAAGCGACCGUCGCGCUCGGAUCUGAUCGUGUUGGUGGCCCACAACGACGACCCGACCGACCAGAUGUUCGUGUUCUUCCCCGAGGAGCCGAAGAUCGGCAUCAAAACCAUCAAGACGUACUGCACCCGCAUGCAGGAGGAGAACAUCCAUCGAGCCAUCGUCGUAGUCCAGGGCGGCAUGACUCCGUCGGCCAAGCAGUCCCUGGUCGACAUGGCGCCAAAGUACAUCCUGGAGCAGUUCCUCGAGUCGGAGCUGCUCAUCAACAUCACGGAGCACGAACUCGUGCCGGAGCACGUCGUGAUGACGGCGGAGGAGAAACAGGAACUCCUCAGUCGCUACAAGCUCAAGGAGAACAUGCUGAUGCGCAUCCAGGCGGGAGAUCCUGUUGCCCGUUACUUUGGCCUCAAGCGGGGACAGGUCGUGAAAAUUAUUCGCUCCUCGGAGACAGCUGGUCGAUAUAUAUCGUAUCGUCUAGUCUGCUAAUUGACCGGAAUUACCAACCAGCCCAUAGUCUAAGUACAUUAUUUUUAACAUAAGCGCAAUAAAGAUAUUUGUUGCAUUCACUACUGUG